AUGGCCAGCGACUAUCACUGCACUACUCGAUACCCGAAACCGAACAACGAAAGAAGAGGGUACCCCUUACAGAAGAAGGAUGAAGCGCGCGCGUCAGUCUGGACAACUGUUUACGUACUGCGAGCCAACCCGGAUACAAUUCAACCACAUGGCACCCGAAUUCCAGAACCCUGUUCAGCUGUCAUCAAAACAAGAAAAACGAAAGGAAAGCAAGCAAAACCCACGCGCGACUCAAGAUGCAGUACAACCUGA
Aspergillus niger is the source of this 252-nucleotide messenger RNA. RefSeq lists its product as hypothetical. Bases 1 to 252 code for a protein of 83 amino acids. The record is from RefSeq and is a predicted model, not a curated record. The transcript is spliced from 2 exons. Lineage: Eukaryota; Fungi; Ascomycota; Eurotiomycetes; Eurotiales; Aspergillaceae.